CGUUCUAGUGUUUUACCCGGAAAAGAAACUCCUCUUGCGGGCAGAGACAGCAGCAGCAGGUCGGUGUCUGUCUCCGGCCCUUACCUCCGACUCUUAGCUAACGUUAGCUCGGGUCGGGCCCGUGUGGGUUGUCUUGGCUCGGCUCGGCUCGGUGCACUACCUUCCCCAUACUUUGUACGGUCAACACUAUGGCGGCCGCGGAUCCCUGGUCCUCGAGUGACGGCGGGCCGGCCAGCAGAGGAGGAUUCCCGGCUGGGGAGAGCAGCAACGACCGCGACGGACCGGGCGGCAGCAGCAGCGGCGGCAGCGGGGAGAGCGAACGGGAGCGGGAUCGGGCCACCUUCGAGUGCAACAUUUGUUUGGACACUGCCACGGACGCUGUCAUCAGUAUGUGCGGCCACUUGUUCUGCUGGCCCUGUCUUCACCAGUGGCUGGAGACUCGACCCAGCAGGCAGCAGUGUCCGGUAUGUAAGGCAGGAAUCAGCAGAGAGAAGGUGAUCCCGCUGUACGGCAGAGGGAGCUCCAGCCAGGAGGACCCCAGGUUGAAAACUCCACCGCGGCCUCAGGGACAGAGAACAGAGCCAGAGAGUAGAGGAGGGAUGUUUCAGGGUUUCAGGGACACCGGCUUCCACAUGUCGUUUGGCAUCGGUGCUUUCCCCUUCGGCUUCUACACUACAGUCUUCAACACCAACGACCCCUUCCACAGAGCAGACCAGUAUGCAGGUGAUCAACAAGGCAACGGAAACCUCAACAACGGCAAUAACAACUGGCAAGACUCCCUGUUCCUGUUCGUGGCCAUCUUCUUCUUCUUCUGGCUGCUGAGCGUCUGACGGAGACCCGGACCGUGGACGGACGGACGGAUCGACGACUGGGAGGGAGGAAAAAGAAACGAAAAAAAAUAACAAACUCUCACACUUAACUCGAGCCACAGACACACACUCAUGAUACAUUUUCUGGUUUGGGAGAAAGCGGAGCGUCGCGUUUAAUCCCGCAAAAAAUACAGCAAUUUGGUUUCUCCUCUUAACAGAAUCAGAUCACUUUAGGACACCCGGCCUCCAGACCACCCUCCGACUGCUCUGUUUGUUUAGUUUAUGCCAGAAAACUGGGAAGUUAGUGCUGUGAGAAUCACAAAAUAAGUCCUUAUAGAUACAUGCACACUGAAUCUAACGCUGCUGGGGUCAGAGACAGUAUUAGUGAUCAGGGUGAGCUUCGUAAAAGAGUUUGUUGUUGAGGAAUAUUUGGGACUAAUUCUGUUUUCACUGAGCUCCUAAAACAGAGAGGGAGUCAGGUUUGAGAUGCCGUAGUUUCCGCUCUAGCUGCUAGUUCUUUACUUACAAAGGCCAAAGAGUUGCGGGUCGGGACGUCGGUGGGUGAAGUUUACAGUUUCUUCCCAGAAUUCAACAGAAAACCGCACAGUUGGAUGCAUUUUUUUAUAUAUGUUUGUCUUAACUAAAAAAAAAAAAAAAAUUAAAAAAAAAUGCCAUUGCACUGUGAAGUCGUUGGUCCUAAACGUCGGAGCCUGUGCUGGUGUCGAACCACUCGUUGUUUCUGGAGGAAACGACCGAUGAAGGGCCAGUUUGAGCAAUCCAAGUACGAUACGCACAGUUGGUCAGAGUACGAGACAGGAAGUAGCUGGAUAAGAUGUAAAAACACGCGACUUACUAGCAGGAUUAACACGCAAAGCCCAGCGUGAUGCUAAAACCUGAAAUCUGUCAGCUGAUUUUUUUUUUUUUUUUUUUUUUUUUUUUGUGUCUGUGUCGGAGUGAGUGUGUGUCCAUUCUCUAUCUGUAUAUAUGAAUAUUGUAAAUGCUGUUUUUACGUGUUUGACUGGACGGCCAGCCACGGAGAGAUGCUUUUUGUAAAGCGAGAAAUGAUCUGGUUCCUGGUUUUCAGAACUGAGAAUGCUUGCAGCCCAAGUUAAUAACUCCUCUCCCACUAAGAAAAGAAAAGUUCCCUGCUAAUGUGAUGUUAACGUUCUCCCUUUUCCUGUAGAAGCAGCAGUCGAAGAGUUCAGAAAUGUUCGUUCAUCAAGCACAAAGUGGUAAAGACCCAGAUUCAGAUUUAACAUUGUUGAAAAACAAAAACAAACAGGUACAACCAGAGACGAUCCUUUCGUUCUUCUCACAACUUAGCAGACAUUUGUUCUGAUGAUGACUGACACCACACCGUUGAAUCGGGUCUUUACCGCUUCAGCGUUCACUCCAGGGUCAGAGAUGAAACUCUGCUGCUCCUCAUUUCUCGCGUACUUGUCUGUUGAAGCUACUCUUUGUAUUAUGGGGCUUUAUGUGACACUAAAACAAGCGACGGAAGCGUUCUGACGGACUAAAAACACGGAGACGUUGUGCAAAACCAAACGGUCUAGGAGAUUAAAACUUGAUUAAAACACUGA
Messenger RNA from Acanthochromis polyacanthus (spiny chromis), 2389 nucleotides. It is a transcript of the gene rnf5, whose product is annotated as ring finger protein 5. The coding region runs from base 189 to 830 and encodes 213 amino acids. Gene Ontology annotation, biological process: ubiquitin-dependent protein catabolic process. NCBI's taxonomy places the organism in Eukaryota, Metazoa, Chordata, Actinopteri, Pomacentridae. Gene Ontology annotation, molecular function: ubiquitin protein ligase activity; metal ion binding; ubiquitin-like protein conjugating enzyme binding. The record is from RefSeq and is a predicted model, not a curated record. Gene Ontology annotation, cellular component: endoplasmic reticulum. The transcript is spliced from 6 exons.